AUGCCUCUGUUAGAAGGGUCGAGGCAGGCCUCGCCUACCCCGAAUCCCAACUCUCCCGACCCUGUCCCUGCGGCCAUCUUCAACCGUCGCCCCAGCGAACAGUUUUCCGAUUUGGCUCGAGUCGCAAUCAUGACAAAUGCAUCUGCCUCUUCUCAUGAGGGCGAAUCCUUAAAUCAUGUCGCAUACCACUCCAGUCUGAUGCCUCCUCCCAAAACCGCCUUUGGCAGGUCCGCAUCUAAUUUGUCCACGCAUAAACCAUCGACAAGUACCUGGGGCAGAGCCUUGACGGACACUCCUGCUCCCAGUGCGCCCACAAGUCCGCAGAUACAUGCUCGAACCAGUUCAAACGUGUCAGGGUCAGCGACUCCCAAAAUCCGUGCCACCACCCUCGAUAUCCCCGGGUUGACUAGAUCCAAAGUCUCCCCGAAUGGUCAAAUAUCAGAAAGAGAUGUUGCAGCCAAGCUCAUUAUCAUCAUGGUCGGUCUACCCGCCCGGGGAAAGAGCUACAUCGUCAAGAAGAUUGCUCGAUACUUGAACUGGUUACAGCACCCAACCAGGAUAUUCAAUGUUGGAGAUCGUCGAAGAGUUGCAGCUGGUGUUGGUCAACCUAUCCCCGAUCGAACGACUGCCGCACUGAGGGAAUCUGUACGUCGAAUGAGCUCUACAACUAAGGGACCUCAGUCUAUUGUUGAUCAUGGAGAACUACUCCCACCGCCUGCCGUUGAGACUAAGAUUCUCAUUAAUGGCGAAGUAACCUCAUCUCCCAUAAGUCCGUUACAAAUGAACGGAUCGACCAAGUUUGAGGAUGAUAAGAAAGACCCGAUUCAGCUGUCUGGGCCCGAACCUAUGGAUCAGUCUGCGCAAUUUUUUGACCCAAACAAUACCAGAGCCAAGCAGUUACGAGAACAGGUGGCCCACGCAGCCUUGGACGAGCUCUUGAAGUACGUUCUUGAAGACGGCGGAUCGGUCGGAAUCCUGGACGCCACGAAUCAUACCCGGGAGCGACGUCUGUCGUUGGUCAGGCACAUCCGGGAGCGCGACGAGAACAUCAAUAUCCUCUUUGUCGAAUCGCGAUGUCAAGAUCAGAACUUGCUGGAAGCAAACAUGCGACUGAAAUUGUCAGGUCCAGAUUACAAAGGCAAGGAUCCAGUGACAGCGUUCCUGGAUUUCCAGCAACGUGUCCAACAGUAUGAAAAGUCAUACCAGAAACUAGAUGAGUUCGAGGAAGAACACAACAUGGCGUAUUGCUCCAUGAUUGACGUGGGGCGGAAAAUGGUGACGCAUCAAGUCAAGGGUUUUCUCUCCAUACAAACCGUCACGUACCUGAUGAACUUCAAUUUGGCACCGCGACAAAUUUGGAUCACCCGACAUGGAGAGUCCAUGGACAACGUCAAUGGCAAAAUCGGUGGCGACAGCUCGUUGAGUCCUAAUGGUGUGAGAUAUGCUCAGGCCCUCGCCAAAUUUAUUGGGGUAGAAUGGAAGGCAUGGGAAGAGUACCAGGCCGAAAAACAAGCAAACACCCAUUUUCCACCGCUUCCAGGCGACACGACACCGCCAAAUCCGGAAUAUACGGCACAAACACUGCAGCAGCGGAAUUUCUGCGUGUGGACGAGCAUGCUGAAACGGAGUAUCGAGACGAGCCAGUAUUUCAACGACGAGGAGUUCGAUAUCAAGCAGAUGCGAAUGCUAGACGAACUCAACGCUGGAUCAAUGGAGGGCAUGACCUACAGUGAAAUUCGAGACAAGUUUGCGCACGAGUAUGAGCUCCGAAAACGAGACAAGCUCCAUUACCGGUACCCUGGUCCCGGCGGCGAGGGAUAUCUGGACAUCAUCAACCGGCUGGGAAAGGUCAUCCUCGAAAUAGAAAGAAUGACGGACCACGUCCUGAUCAUCGGCCAUCGAAGUAUUUGUCGAGUUCUCCUGGCCUAUUUCAUGGGGCUCAAGCAAGAGGACAUUAGCGACCUGGAUGUUCCAUUGGGUGUGGCAUAUAUGCUCGAACCGCGACCAUACGGCGUCGAGUUCAAAGCAUAUCGAUGGGAUCCUGCCACGGAUCAAUUUCUCUAUGAGCCAGACUAUCGGAUGAGGCGAGCUAUUGACCCACAAGCCUGA
Molecule: messenger RNA, 2109 nt
Organism: Fonsecaea pedrosoi CBS 271.37
Lineage: Eukaryota; Fungi; Ascomycota; Eurotiomycetes; Chaetothyriales; Herpotrichiellaceae
Exons: 3
Coding region: 1-2109 (702 amino acids)
Biological process (GO): fructose metabolic process; fructose 2,6-bisphosphate metabolic process
Cellular component (GO): cytosol
Molecular function (GO): 6-phosphofructo-2-kinase activity; ATP binding
Source: RefSeq, a predicted model, not a curated record